GUAUAGAGCGUCAUGGCUGAUCGAGCAGGCUCUAUGUGCUUAGUUAAUGGUUACUAAGAACUCAUUUGCCUGUUUUCAAUGCAUGUGAUCUAUAAGGCUGGGAUAGCAGGGCUGAUUUCAUUUUUGAGUUAAUUUUUCUUUUCGGAUCAGACCUGGGGAUUUUUAUUCAUAAAAAAAAGAAUCAUUUCACUGUGGGAAGGAAUCUAAUACCCAAAGGACAAUAAUUUUGGAUCGUUUUUCGUUCAUUAAAAGUAUAUACCCAGUCAGGUAAAGUUAGUUGAUUUGAGGCAAACCCUUAGAGCAGGGAUGAACAUUCAACGGACUUAGACAGUGAGACUUUUCGUUCAGAAUUCACAUACCAAAAUGGCUUGUGACAUAAGAACUUUUGGCGUCUGGCAAGGUUCCUUCUUUAUCCCAGUGCUAUUGAUUGUUUCGUUAUUUUGUGGGAUAUACUCACAGUCAACUAUUCCCGGUAAUCCGAAUAUUGUUGGUGACUUUGAGAAAAAUGAAGGGGAGACAGUGACCUUGAGUUGUAGUUCUGUUGGGGGGAAUCCCCUACCGUCUGUCCAAUGGUAUAAAAACACACAGCUGGUAGAUGCAGGAAGUAGUGCGAAUGGAAACGGGGACGGGGUGUAUUCAGUCGGAUCCACCACCGUAACUUACAACAACUACACAUUCACGGUGUCAAGGUCAGACAACUUGGUGUCUUACAUCUGCCGGGUACAGAACUCGGUACAAACCAACCCUCUCACUCGAUCCUGGACAAUCAGUGUUUAUGUUCCAUCUGAGCAGCCCCUUAUCACUGGUCCCCAGCCAGCCAUCACCACGGCACUUAAUGCAGGCAGUACGUACACAUAUGUAUGUACCGCAAGAAAUGGUAGGCCUGCCCCAAACAUCCUAUGGAAACUGGGAACUUCUUUGUCAAGCAGUGUGGAAUUUCACCAGGGAAUCACUGAAAAUACCACCACCAACUCAGACAGCACCCUGAGCAAGAGUAGUUCAUUAAGCUGGGUCCCCAUCACAGCCGACAAUGGAAAGAGUCUGUAUUGUCAGACUGGCCAAACCCAAGCAGGAGGGAGUGUAUUAACAAAGUCUUCUGCUGUAGCCAUUGUUGUCCAACAAAUCCCCAUUCUUCAGAUGGAAAGCAGCUCUUACACAGGUCAGGUGGGUGCCUCGGUCACUCUGGGGUGCACUGUGUCAGCCGCCACACCUAGUGUCACUGAAAUCUUCUGGAGAAAACUUAUCAAUGGGGUCUACACCAGGAUUACCAUUGAUAAUGUUCGAUUUUUCGGAUCCUCCACUAGCAACGCAAACUUAACCAUUACUAAUUUGGCUCUGAGUGAUGCAACUAGUUACCAAUGCUCUGCAGUCAAUGCCGCAGGAACCGGCUACAGUGGCGCCACCACUCUCUCUGUUACAGGAAGUGUGUCCAUUCGAGUCGUGAGACAGACCUCCACAUCCAUUAAUAUCAUUCUGGACUCCACUUACUAUGCAGUUCAGGUUGGACGAUCUGUUACACUGCAGUGCACAGUGAUAGCUAUACCUUUCCAGACCUCUGUCUCAUGGCAGGUGACUAAAAAUAACCAGAUCGUGCCCAUAGAUGUUCAGGGGAAUCCACAAAAAUAUGGGGGUUCCAACGUGACCUUUCCAUCACUAAUCAUAAAAGCUGCAGAAAUUUCUGACAGUGGCAUAUACACUUGCUCGGCUGCGAACUUGGGUUCUAGCAAAACCAGUGAACAGAUAGCUCUGGAUAUAACCGGGAGCCCCCCACUAGUACAGAUCGACCAAGACAAGUACCCCAGCACCAGUGGCAAUACUGUCACUCUGGUGUGCGAUGUGUACUCCAGCCUCAGUGUUACGAACGUUUACUGGGAGAGAACCGUAGGGGGGCAGUUCACAGCCAUAGACGUGACUGCAAACCCUAAUAAAUAUGGCGGAGUGACCAUAACGUCCCCUUCCCUAGUGGUGAGAAGUGUGACCACCAGUGACGCGGGAGAAUAUCGCUGCGUGGCAGUGAAUAUUGCAGGAACUGGGAAGGACAAUACAAUCCUAGAAGUACAAGGAAAUUUACCUCGUGUAACCAUUGAAAAAGAGUCUUACUCCGUCAAUGAGGGAAAUGCGGUGACCUUGGCCUGCACUGUUCUGUCAUCAACAUCUUUAACGGUUACUGCUGUGUCUUGGCAGACCAUAGAGAAUGGUGUGAGCACCACACUGAAUGUUAAUGAUCCAAGUAAAUAUGCUGGGGCCUCAGUGACUAGUCCAUCUCUAACCAUCUUUAAUGCCAACUCUGCAGACAAUGGUCAAUACAGAUGCACCGCUACCAACACAGUUGGAACUGGAGAAAGUGCCAUCACUACCUUGAAGGUUAUCGCUAAACCUGUGUUCAGAAUUAGUCAGAAUUCUUACACGGUUAACUAUGGUACCAAUGUUACUCUUCAAGUCACCAUAUCUUCACCAGAUGCUGCGAUUCUAGCCAUUAACUGGCAGCAUACAACGAAGGCAGGCAUUACUAACUACAUCCUGACUGAUGGUGUUAGAUAUCAGGGUGCUGCUGUAGGACUCCCCAGCCUGAGGAUCACGUCUGUGAUAUUCUCUGAUGAAGGAACAUACCGCUGUCUUGUCACCAGUGCUGCAGGAUCUACCACAAGUGACCCAAUUUCCCUGACUGUGAUUGGAACGGUUCCUUCGGUGGUGAUCGGAUCCGGUUCAGCAGUUGUGUAUGGAGGAAACAUCACCAUUGCUUGUUCCAUCUCCUCCAAUCCCAGUGCACAAUCUGUUUCCUGGCAGAAAACUGUGAAUGGAGCAACAACAACACUGAACAUUAAUGGAAAUCAACGCUAUCAGGGAGGCACACUUUCGAACCCCUCCCUGACCAUCUACAAUGUGAACCUGGCAGACAAGGGCGAAUACCGAUGUGUGGCCACUAAUAUUGUGGGGAGUGGUCAGAGUGGACCAGCCAUAGUGGAUGUGACAGGAAAUGUUCCAGCCGUUACAAUAGGUUCCGGAGCAACGGUUUAUGUGGGUGAUAAUGUCACAGUAACCUGUUUUGUGUCGGGAACCCCUGCCGUUACCUCAGUUUCCUGGGAGUACACCACAAAUUCUGCCACCAGUGUUGUAAAUGUGAAUGAUCUCACUAAGUACUCAGGAGGUACUGUAGGAGCUCCUAGUCUUACCAUCUAUAAAGUCAGCAAGGUAGACGAGGGUAGCUAUCGAUGUCGAGCAACAAAUCCAAUAGGAACAGGGCAAAGCGUUACCACAGCAUUUCUAAGUGUGAUUGGAGGUGUCCCAGUGACCCUGAUUGGACCUGAUGUUAGUGUUACCGUUGGCGAUCAAGUAACAGUCGCGUGUUCGGUAUCUGGGUACCCCCUCAGCACAGCCAUUUCCUGGCUGAAAAUUGCCAAUGGAAUCCGAACCAACAUUGAUGUGUCACAAGCUCGGUUCAGCGGGGGAACCGUAUCCAACCCAUCCCUCACAAUUAAUCCAGCAGAAAGCUCAGAUGAGGGUGACUACCAGUGUAGUGCCACCAACAUCCUGGGAACCAGUCAAAGUGGAACUGCAUAUUUAGAUGUAUUGGGCAGUAUACCCUCCGUAGAAAUCCAGAGUUCUUCCUAUACGGUUGCAUAUGGUUCCCAGAUUCGUCUACAGUGUGUGGUCAAUUCUAUCCCUCCUGCCACCAGUGUUGACUGGCUCAAAACCUACCAAGGCGUGACCUCAACCAUUAACCUCAGCCAGUUUAAGUACAGUGGGGGCACAAUUAAUGACCCCUCAUUGAGAAUUUUUAAUGCUGAGUUGUCAGAUGAGGCUACAUAUGUGUGUACUGCUACUAACAUCGUAGGGACUGCUGCCAGUCAGGAGAUGACCUUGAGUGUUGUUGUGUCACUGCCAACAGUCCAAGUCGGAUCAUCCACAUAUUCCGGUGUCAGUGGGGGGUCUGUCACGCUUGUGUGUUCUAUCAUCAGUUCCAACCCAACAGCGACUUCUGUCUUCUGGGAAAAGGAUAUCAAUGGAAAUCCUACCGAUGUUCGGUCUUUUAUGAGUUCACGGAUCUCGGGGGGGACUGUCAGUCAGCCCUCCCUUUCGAUUACAUCACUGACAGGAAGUGACACGGGAAGAUACUACUGCUCAGCAGGAAACAGUGUGGGCAAUGGAUCUAGAUCUGCCACAGAAUUGACUGUACAAAAUCGUCCUAGCAUCACCUUGCCUCAGUCCACAUAUAGCAUCAGUUUUGGACAGGAUGUCUUGUUGAGAUGCAUUGUGACUUCUGACACUACCUUGACCUCUGUUGUAUGGAGGAAGUACACAAAUAGUGUGCCCUCUGACCUAGUAGUCACUGGGUCGUCCCAUUACAGUGGGGGCACAACGGUGACACCUAGUCUUACUGUAAGGGCCGUUACGUUUUCUGAUUCUGGAAACUAUGAUUGUUCAGCAACCAAUGCUGCAGGAACAAGUCUGAGUGGUCAGAUAACUUUGACUGUCAGUGGAACUGUUCCUAAUGUAAACAUACCACAGAGCAGCUAUAGUGUGUCCUAUGGGGGCAGCGUAACUCUUCGGUGUGACGUAACCGCCAAUCCGUUCCAAAACCGCAUUGAGUGGCAACGAAUUGCCAACGGAGUAUCUACCACAAUCAAUGUCACUGCUGAGCAGCGGUACAGUGGCAGUACCAUCAACACGCCGUCUUUGACCAUUACAGGCGCUAUUAGUAGUGACGGUGGGGUAUAUGUGUGCUCCGCCACCAAUAAUGCGGGGAAGGGAGUGAGUGGGCAGACGUUGCUUACUGUUGUAGGAAAUAGGCCAAGCGUCUCUGUUAGUCAAACAUCCUACUCCAUUUUCGUUGGGUCCAGUGUGACUAUGGACUGUAGCGUAUCAGGAAACCCUGCCAUCAACAAUGUGUUUUGGAGCGUGACCAGGAAUGGCUUUACCAAUACUGUGUCAACGACAGGAGGCAGUCGCUAUAGCAACGGUGAUAUCAACAAUCCAUCUUUGACUUUGUCCAAUGCCCAGCAAUCUGACACUGGUGUUUUUACCUGUAAGGCACAGAAUGCAGCUGGAACCACCGAUAGCAACCCUAUCACACUUACAGUGACCGGAACUGUUCCCACGGUUACUGUAACACAAAGCAGUUACAGCGUCUUCACAAACAAUGACAUCACUAUGACAUGUUCAGUGUCAGCCAACCCAGCUGCUACAAUCACCUGGGUCUUCUCACCAAGUUCAGGAGGUCAAACAACAAUUUCUUCAUCCUCCACGAAGUAUACAUUUGCCUCCUCCUCUACCUUCUCCUCACUGACAGUGAAGACUGCUAACAGCAAUGACCAAGGAAGCUAUGCCUGUACCGCCUCCAAUGCAGUGGGAACCAAUCAAGCUACAGCUACACUGUCUGUCACAGGAAAUUUGCCCUUCGUAAACAUGCAGUCUACAUACAGUGUCGUAACAGGAAGUGACAUCAUUAUGACAUGUUCAGUGACAGCAAGUCCAGCUGUCAACUCCAUUACAUGGCAAUUCCAGUCAGCUUCAGGUGGUUCUUUUGUUUCCAUCUCAUCUUCCUCAAAAUAUAGCAUCAGCGGUUCAUCUGGGACCUCCUCUUCUCUGACCGUGAGGAGCUCCGCAGGAACAGACAAUGGUCGGUAUAGGUGCCAAGCCACUAACCAGGUGGGAACCCGCACUGCCACAACAACACUGUCUGUAUCAGGAAGUUUACCCACAGUAAAUAUCCCCCAAAAUUCAUAUAGCUCUGUAACGGGGCAGGAUGCCACCAUUCCUUGCUCUGUAUCUGCUAGUCCUACUGCAUCAAUCUCCUGGACCUUUAUCUCGACCUCGCAGUCUCAGACACAGAUCAGUGUCUCUACAUCCAAGUACACGUUUAACCCAUCCUCUACGGACGGUACUCUGAUUGUACGAUCCACCACCAGCAGUGACACAGGCACAUAUCGUUGCCAGGCAACCAAUACUGUUGGAACCUCAUCAGAUUCAGCUACUCUCUCUGUUACUGGAAGCCCACCAUCAGUCAGUUUUGGAUCUUCCACCUACAGUGCAGUCACAGGAAAUAACGUACAGCUAUCAUGUUUUGUGAGUGCUACCCCUUCAGCCAGUGGCAUCACCUGGACAUUUCAAUCAGCUUCGGGGGGCGGAACUCUUACCAUCACCUCCUCGACCUCGGGGUACAACGUUUUCACCUCCUCAACUUUAACACAAUCCACUCUAACAGUUCUAACUGCUCAGAGCAAUGAUGCAGGAACUUACACAUGUACAGCUACCAAUUUAGUGGGAACCAGAUCAGCAAGUGCCUCACUGUCAGUCACUGGAAGUCUCCCAGCGGUAUCCAUUACUCAGAAUGCGUACAGUGUAGUGACCGGGCAGGAUGCCACCAUUCCUUGCUCUGUAUCUGCUAGUCCUGCUGCAUCAAUCUCCUGGACCUUUAUCUCGACCUCGCAGUCACAGACACAGAUUAGUGUCUCUACAUCCAAGUACACAUUUAACCCAUCCUCUACGGACGGUACUCUGAUUGUACGAUCCACCACCAGCAGUGACACAGGCACAUAUCGUUGCCAGGCAACCAAUACUGUUGGAACCUCAUCAGAUUCAGCUACUCUCUCUGUUACUGGAAGCCCACCAUCAGUCAGUUUUGGAUCUUCCACCUACAGUGCAGUCACAGGAAAUAACGUACAGCUAUCAUGUUUUGUGAGUGCUACCCCUUCAGCCAGUGGCAUCACCUGGACAUUUCAAUCAGCUUCGGGGGGCGGAACUCUUACCAUCACCUCCUCGACCUCGGGGUACAACGUUUUCACCUCCUCAACUUUAACACAAUCCACUCUAACAGUUCUAACUGCUCAGAGCAAUGAUGCAGGAACUUACACAUGUACAGCUACCAAUUUAGUGGGAACCAGAUCAGCAAGUGCCUCACUGUCAGUCACUGGAAGUCUCCCAUCGGUAUCCAUUACUCAGAAUGCGUACAGUGUAGUGACCGGGCAGGAUGUCACCAUUCCUUGCUCUGUAUCUGCUAGUCCUGCUGCAUCAAUCUCCUGGACCUUUAUCUCGACCUCGCAGUCUCAGACACAGAUCAGUGUCUCUACAUCCAAGUACACAUUUAACCCAUCCUCUACGGACGGUACUCUGAUUGUACGAUCCACCACCAGCAGUGACACAGGCACAUAUCGUUGCCAGGCAACCAAUACUGUCGGAACCUCAUCAGAUUCAGCCACACUUAGUGUUACCGGAAGUCUUCCAGCGGUAUCCAUUACUCAGAAUGCAUACAGUGUGGUGACCGGGCAGGAUGUCACCAUUCCUUGCUCUGUAUCUGCUAGUCCUACUGCAUCAAUCUCCUGGAUCUUUAUCUCGACCUCGCAGUCUCAGACACAGAUCAGUGUCUCUACAUCCAAGUACACAUUUAACCCAUCCUCUACGGACGGUACUCUGAUUGUACGAUCCACCACCAGCAGUGACACAGGCACAUAUCGUUGCCAGGCAACCAAUACUGUUGGGACCUCAUCAGAUUCAGCUAGUCUUAGUGUUUCUGGCAGCUUGCCCUCUGUGACAAUUCCACAGUCUUCCUAUUCUGUGGUGACAGGAUCAAAUCAACAGAUAACUUGCUUUGUAAAUGCCAAUCCAACUGCCAGCGCCAUUGCGUGGACCUUCCGAUCCUCCACCACCGGAUCCACCAUCCCCAUCACAUUCUCCACUACUGGUUACUCUAUUGUGACACCCUCUACAGCCCAGUCCACACUCACUGUAAUAGCAGCAGACAAUAACGACGAGGGAACAUACACCUGUCAAGCCACAAACCAAGUGGGAAAUUCCACGGCCAGCACAUUUUUGGAUGUUACAGGAAGCUUUCCCACUGCCAACAUUCAACAGACCUCCUACAAUUCAGUCUCGGGGCAGGACGUGACCAUCACCUGCGUUGUAUCGGCCAAUCCUAGUGCUUCCAUCUCGUGGACAUUUAUUGCUACGAGUAAUGCUCAGACACAAAUUACCUCAUCAACCGCAAAGUAUUCAUUGACAAGUUCAUCCACAGGGAGUACACUGUUAAUUAGAACUAGUAAUAGUGGAGAUUCGGGCACAUACCGUUGUACCGCCACCAACAGCAUUGGAUCCGCCUCAGACACUGCCACGCUCUCUGUUUCAGGAAGUUUGCCUUUAGUAAAUAUUCCUAACAAUGCAUACUCUGCCGUAACUGGACAGGAUGCCACCAUUCCCUGUUCAGUCUCCGCCAACCCAUCAGCUACUUCUUUCUCCUGGACUUUUAUCUCCACCUCGAGCUCUCAGACUCCAAUUACUCAGUCUACCAGCAAAUACACUAUGUCAACCACAUCAACAGACCGGACGCUGAUUGUCCGUAACACCACCAGCGCUGAUACUGGAACAUACAGGUGCAGCGCCACCAAUUCCGAAGGAACCGCCUCGGAUCAAGCCACUUUGUCUGUGUCAGGAAGUAUCCCUGUAGUGGACAUUUCUCAGAAUUCAUACACUGCUAUAACAGGAAACAAUUUGGUGAUACCUUGUACUGUGUCUGCCUCUCCCGCUGUGAAUUCUGUGGCAUGGAGGUUCACGUCCAACAGUGGGUCAGUGGUCACCAUUACGGCCUCCUCGUCCAAGUACACUUUGUCAAGCUCCCAGAAUUUUCCACAGCUGACCAUUCUGUCAGUCAGUUCAAGUGAUUCGGGAACCUAUCGAUGUAGUGCAACCAACUCAGUCGGCACAGGAUCUGAUUCUACUGCAGUAUCUGUAACAGGAAGCAGACCAGUUGUCUCUAUUCCGAGUGCCACUUACAAUGUUGUAGUGGGCAAUGAUGUUACACUCCCCUGCACAAUCAGUGCCUCCCCAAGUGUGACAUCCAUUUCGUGGCUCUUCACUUCCAAUUCCAAUAAUCAGAUACAAAUUACUACCUCAAGUGUCAAAUACACGGUGUCCAAUGUUGGUAGCUUUUACAAUCUGACUGUGAAGUCAGCCACCACUUCUGAUGCUGGGGUUUAUGAGUGUCGGGCCACGAAUAUCAUAGACACCAGCACAGAUUCCACUCGUCUCGAUGUGACAGGAAGUAUCCCUACAGUGACAUUGCCAACAACAAGCUAUCAACAGACCUAUGGCCAAAACAUUACAUUUCAGUGUUCAAUAUCUGCCACCCCAGCAGUCUCAUCAGUCACAUGGCAGAGAUAUAUCAACGGGAACUAUCAGAACAUUAACACCCUGUCUUCCACCAAAUACUACGGCAGCAGCACCACAAGCUAUUCUCUGACAGUCACCAAUCUGGUGUUUACAGACGCAGGGGAGUACCGCUGCACUGCAACAAACCAAGUUGGGACAGGAGUCAGUCCAAAUCGGGUCAAUCUGCAGGUUCUAGGAGCCAGACCCUCUGUUUCUUUACAACAAAGCAGUUACUCAGCUGUGAUUGGACAAAAUGUUUCCCUAGCAUGUAUUGUUACCGUGACAACCAAUGACCCUCCUGUACUUAAUGUAUACUGGAAGAAGAUGACCCCCAGUGGUUCUGGCAUCAUUGGUGUGUCAGGAUCUCAAAAAUAUUCAGGCAGCACCAUCGAAUCACCGAAUUUAAUCAUUAGAAACCUUGAUGUUCAUGAUAAUGGCAAUUACAGUUGCUUGGCAACCAAUGCUGCAGGCACUAGUGAAAGUGAUGUUGCUGUUCUAACUGUCACAGGCAGUCAACCCACCCCUAAUAUUCCCCUGGGAUCUUACUCUGUUCUGAUCGGGAAUAACAUCCAGAUCCCAUGUUCUGUGUCAGCGGAUCCAGCCGUUACCUCAGUAGAGUGGACAUUCACAUCCAGCAGCGGUGGUACCACCACCAUAUCACAGAGCACCACCAAGUACACCUUGGCGAGUGCCAUGUCUGCCCCGAAUCUGACCAUCAACUCAGCUGCUCUGACAGAUGCUGGCACUUACACCUGUUUAGCCAGUAACAUAGUGGGGACGGGAUCCGAUUCUGCUACUCUCACAAUCACAGGAAUUAUUCCUAAUGUAACAAUACCAGAAACAUCUUUAUCCGUACAAAAACGCCAAAACUUCACCAUUACAUGUGAAGUUACUGAUGCCUUACCUCAGGAGACAUCUGUUUUAUGGGAAUUUAGCAUCAACCAAGGCGGUUCAGGGACAAUCAUAAGCAUAGCUGCUAAACCAUCAAAAUAUCAAGGUGGUACCGUGGCAGUGCCAUCUCUCACAAUUUUGUCGGUAACAGCUUCUGACCAAGGUUAUUACACGUGCAUUGCGUCCAACUUGUUUGGUGAGGCUCGCAGCGAACAGGCGUUUUUAGAGGCGACUGGCAAUGCUGCGACAGUCUCUGUCAGCCCACCCAGUCAAUCUGUCCUUCAGACCAACACUGCUGUCAUAUCUUGCAAUAUUGCCAAUGCCAACCCAGCUGUACUAGAGGUUACAUGGGAGAAAUUCAGCUCAGGUGCAACCACUUCCAUCACUGUGACUGGACGCUUCAACGGUUCCACUCCAGCAGUCCCAGACCUUACAAUCACCAAUGUGCAACCAAGUGAUGCUGGAACGUACUAUUGUUCAGCACGGAAUGCAAUAGGAACAACUCGCAGUAGCCCAGGCAGUAUUCUGAUGAUAUCUGGAUCUGUGCCAAGCAAUAUUCAGAUAGCAGGAGCAUCAAGCAGAGUUGUUGUCCUUGGAGGAUCCUUGACCUUGCAAUGUUCAGGUCAAGGUGAACCAGCUCCAACUUUCACCUGGAUAUUCAGAAGUAGUAGUUCAGAGGUUACACAGGUUGGAACAGGAAAUACUCUCACGAUUAGUAAUGCUCAGAGGACAAAUGGUGGAACUUAUACCUGUCGAGGAACUAAUACACUGGGGACAUUGGAUAGUCCAGGAGUUGCACUAGAUGUACAGUAUUCGCCUGUUGAUGCCAGGACAGAUUCCCAGAAGUCCCUCUCAGUCAGUGUGGGUUCUACUGUGACCUUGGUGUGUGAAGUAGAUGCCAACCCCUCUGCAAGUUACCAGUGGUACCGCAGCAGUUCUCUGGUGGGCUCUCAGAAGCAGUACUCUUUCAGUGUCACCAGUUCCACACUUCUUGGGCUGUACACUUGUAGGGCCACCAAUAGUCAGGGAUCUCGAAACAUGGAAUUCAUUCUCUCUCAGGCUGCCGGUAGUACGGGAGCUUCCACAGCUAGUUCAGGGCUCUCCACGGGAGAAAUCGCUGCCAUUAUUCUGGCCUUACUUCUUCUGAUCCUCCUUAUCAUCAUCAUCAUCAUCUGCUGUCUUACUCACGGUGUGUGUGGAGCAAUUUGUGGCAAGAAACAAGAUGUCAAAGGGCGUGUGGAACCAGUUAAAGAGAAGGAAGUGUACAAAGAAACCCAGAAAGAGGUCAUCAUACCGCGCUUCCACGAAGAGUCCAUCAAAGGCAAAAGUUACAGGGAACCAGCUAGGCCUGGUUCUUACCGCUCUUAUCCUGCCCGAGCUAACCAGUAUCGACAACCAUCAGCUGUAUCCAGGAAAGAUGUUGACAUACGUGUACAAAAUGGCGGAUACAGAAAGGAGAAUGAUUAUGAGAUUGUGCGUUAUGAAACUGUGCCUCCUGUUGCCACUCACCUGAUGACGGAGUCUCCUCGGCCACACCGCCUGCCAGCUAUAUCCUACACUUAUGAAGAUGUGGAGAAGAAGCGCAAGAAGAGAAGGAAGAAGAAGAAGCACCACCACAGAAGGCACCAUGAUGAGGGAGAGGAAGUGGUUAUAGAGACUGUACGGCCUGCUAGCCCCGUCCGUAUUAUACAGGAACCUGUGGAGGAAGUGGAGGUAGUACGUUCAGCGAGCCCCACUCGUUAUGUAACUGAGGAGGGCAGUGAAAUGGUGGUAGAACGAGUGAUACGAAGUCGCAGUGCGAGCCCUACUCGCAUAAUUCGCACAGAGACUGAGGAACCUACGGUUGUUGAACGGGUGAUUCGAAGCUCAAGUCCAACUCGUGCAUACAGACAAGAAAUUGAAGAACCAGUGGGCUAUUCUCCAGGACAGCGAAGACAUGGUUACUAUGAUGAUGAAAGGAUCAUUGAGACUAGAAGGAGCUCAUCUAGAAGUCCUCGACGACACAGGCAUGAAGACGAUCAGGAAAUGAUAAUUGAAAGGCGGAGUCCAAGCACAAAGAGGAGGUUUGAAGAGAAUUACAUCACAGAAGAGCGUUACUCCAGUGGUGAUGUCAUCCAGGAUGAUGGAGAUCUCCGCGCUUACAACGGUGUAGUGUAUCGUGAGGCCCCCAGUCGCCAUGGCAGUGGGCGGUAUGCUGUUCACAACAGUGAGAGGCGUAGCCGCAGCAGCCGCAGAGACCGCGGGUCUGAUGAUGAAGUAGAAGUGGUUUAUGGGAAGGAAUAUGUGGUAGAACAUUAACUAAGUCUUGUUUAAAUAAACCUUAGGAUUUUUAAAAUAAAUUGAUUUUGUUUAAAAACAUUGUUUUAUUAGGUAGAAUGAAACCAUUUUUUAUUUAUUUUUAUUUGGAUUAACAUGGAUGUUAUUUUAUUGAAGAUAGUUUUUGUACAACAGUUUUAUACAAUAGAAAAAAAGGAUACUUUCCAUUUAUAGAGUGUGAAUAUUAUUUAUCUCUGUUAUCAUAUCAUGUAAAGAAACCAAAGUUACCGGUAAGAGAUGAGUAUUAUUCUUAAUUUUCUGUAACGACUACGACAGUAUGUUUAACAAGCAAGCAAAGUGUUUAGAAGUGCUAUAGAUUAAGUGUGCAUCUUAUACUAAGUGCCUGUAGUGUUGUAUGUAUGCCUGCAAGUCUUACUGUGAUUUUGAGUAACAGGUAUUAUCAAAGGGUAAAUGAAAGUUUUGAAUAAGACAGUUUUGAAAUUAAUAUUCAUAUUUAAGAAAAUGCUCAAGAUAUACAAAAAUUCUUUCAAAAUUCAAGCAAAUUACAUUUGAUUAGAUUUUGGUUUGCUAAGGCAUUUAUAUGUAUGUAAAUUUGAUGUGAAUUUGACUAUAACGAUUAUGUAAUGAUUUUUGUACCAUGUGAUAUUCCAGCAUAAUUCCCUAUGUAGGAUACUCGUGAAGUGGCAUAAUAUGAAACUUUUAUUGUGAUUUUGUAAAUGUACGGUGUUUUAUGUUCUCCAUUUUAGAGUAUUUUACUUUAUUAUUUUCUUAACAUAUACAUGAACUCAAAUUGAAAAUUCCGUCCUCCUGGUUUUGGGAUUUUUACAUUCUGAUAUAUAUUUAGGUUAUUCAGUCUUAAGAUAUUUUUAUGUACUUGUUUCAGUCACAACCAUUUUGACUGUUUUCAUUAGAUACAUGUAGAUAUUUUCACCGACAUAUUUUCACAAUUCUCAAAUCAAAAUUACAUUGUUAAUCUACCUAUUGUGAUAAUAUAAAAAUUAUAAUGAUUUUGUUCCAGCAACAUUAUUUAUUUAUUUAUUAACUUUAUUAUUACAAUUUUUAUGUAUAAUUGAUGCAUAAUUUGUUUUGUUUCAUCUCCCUUUUGUAUAUAUAGAGACAUUAUAAUGACAACUGUGAUAUUUUUGUAUCUAAUUAGCGUAAUUUGGGAGGUGCUACUAUAUGUAUUAAUCUGUGAUUGGUCAAUUAUUUCAGUUACUUAACAAUGAUUGGUUUACAACAACUGAAUUUCAUGAAAUCUGCAAAUGAUUUGGGUUUUCAAAAUUUCUGAAUGGGAUGAUAUGUAAUGUAAAGCAUCUUGAAAUUAUUGAAAUGAUGAUUUUAUUUUUAUUUUUUUUUUAUGGUUUAUCAAAUUUCUAAUUUACAUGAAUAUGCAAAUCAGAAAUUCAAUAUCUCCAUAUUUUUUUUUUUUUUUUUUAUACAUGUAAUUAGAAAACCUAAUAGAAAUAAAAGAUAUGGUAGAAGUA
Ostrea edulis (European flat oyster) is the source of this 13793-nucleotide messenger RNA. RefSeq names its product hemicentin-1-like. Lineage: Eukaryota; Metazoa; Mollusca; Bivalvia; Ostreida; Ostreidae. Gene Ontology annotation, cellular component: plasma membrane. Gene Ontology annotation, biological process: homophilic cell-cell adhesion. The transcript is spliced from 49 exons. Bases 364 to 12330 code for a protein of 3988 amino acids. The record is from RefSeq and is a predicted model, not a curated record.